Molecule: messenger RNA, 1827 nt
Organism: Chlorella variabilis
Lineage: Eukaryota; Viridiplantae; Chlorophyta; Trebouxiophyceae; Chlorellales; Chlorellaceae
Exons: 10
Molecular function (GO): helicase activity; ATP binding; RNA binding
Source: RefSeq, a predicted model, not a curated record
AGCCCUCUGGCCCUGGACAACUUCAAGCUGUCUGAGCCAGUGAAGAGCCUGCUGCGCGCCAAGGGCAUCGAGGCGCUGUUUGACAUCCAGGCGCAGUGCCUGCCGCCGCUGCUGGAAGGGCAGGACCUGGUGGGGCGGGCGCGCACCGGGUGCGGCAAGACCCUGGCCUUUGUGCUGCCCAUCGUGGAGCGGCUGGCGGGGGGCCAAGGCGCGGGGGGCAAGCGCGCCUUCGGGCGCGCGCCCAGCGUGGUGGUGCUGGCACCCACGCGGGAGCUGGCCAAGCAGGUGGCCGCCGACUUUGAGUACUACGCCAAGGCCUUCUCCCUCACCACCGUCUGCCUGUACGGCGGCACGCAGUACGGGCCGCAGGAGGGCAUGCUGCGGCGCGGCGUGGAUGUGGUGAUCGGCACCCCCGGCCGCGUGAAGGACCACCUGGAGCGAGGCACACUCAAGCUCAACCAGCUGCGCUUCCGCGUGCUGGAUGAGUGCGACGAGAUGCUCAACAUGGGGUUUGUGGAGGACGUGGAGAAGAUUUUGAACGCCGGGGUGGACGCCGCCACGGUGCAGACGCUGCUCUUCUCCGCCACGCUGCCCCACUGGGUCAAGGACAUCACCAAGCGCUUCCUCAAGCCCGGCUUCACCACAGUGGACCUGGUGGGCAGCCAGAAGAUGAAGGCCUCCACCAGCGUGCGCCACCUGCUGCUGCCGUGCCACUGGAGCCAGCGCUCCCAGAUUGUGCCCGACCUGGUCAAGUGCUACGGCGUGUGCGGCCGCACCAUCAUCUUCACCGAGACCAAGAACGACGCCAACGAGCUGUCGGGCACGCUGGCAGAGAGCUUCGGGGCGCGCGCGCUGCACGGAGACAUCCCGCAGGGCCAGCGCGAGGUCACGCUGGCCGGCUUCCGCAGCGGCAAGUUCAGCGUGCUGGUGGCCACCGACGUGGCGGCGCGCGGCCUGGACAUCAGCGGCGUGGAGCUGGUGAUCCAGCUGGAGCCGCCCAAGGACCCAGAGACGUACAUCCACCGCAGCGGGCGCACGGGGCGCGCGGGCCAGACGGGCAUCUGCCUGACGCUGGUGGACCGUCGCAAGGAGGGCCUCAUCCCCUACAUCCAGACCAAGGCGGGCCUCAAGUUUGAGCGGGUGGGCGCCCCCCAGCCCAGCGACAUGGCGCAGCUGGCGGGGGAGCGGGCGCUGGAGGCGGUGCAGGCGGUGGACGUGUCGGUACUGCCCUUCUUCAGGGCAGCCGCCCAGAAGCUGCUGGAGUCUGUGGGCAGCCCCGAGGAUGCCGUGGCGCUGGCUCUGGCCAAGAUCACGGGGCACGUGGAGAUGCGGCCGCGCUCGCUGCUCACCGCGCACGAGGACUUCACCACCCUGCGCUUUGUGUCGCCCUGGCCGGUGGAGAAGCCGGGGCAGGUGUUUGGCUUCCUGCGCAAGCACAUGCACGAGGAGGAGACUGUGGAGGAGGCCAAGCGCAUGACGCUCACCGCAGACGGCCUGGGCGCCGUGUUUGACGUGCCCACCAGCCUGGCGAAGGAGUUUUUGGCAAAGUGCGGCAAGAACGAGGGGACGCGCGCCACCGCACACCUCCAGGUGGCCACCUCCCUGCCGGAGCUCAAGGAACGGGAGCAGCAGUACGGCGGCGGCGGCGCAGGCUUUGGCAGCCCCGGCAACGGCUUCCAGCGGGCAGGGGGGUACGGCGGGCGCGGCGCGGGGUAUGGCGGCCGCGGCGGCAGCAGCGGCGGCGGCCGCGGCGGCUUCGGCGGCCGCGGCGGCAGCAGCGGCGGCCGCGGCUUUGGCGGCGCACGCAAGUUUGGCGGCAGGAAAUGA